Messenger RNA from Cooperia oncophora, 243 nucleotides. The record is from the annotation of a GenBank genome assembly. NCBI's taxonomy places the organism in Eukaryota, Metazoa, Nematoda, Chromadorea, Rhabditida, Trichostrongylidae.
AUGCAGGAACAGAAGAUUGACAGAGGAAUGCUAAAUUUUCCAUAUUCGCAUUCUCCUGAACAGAAAACAACUGGCCGACCAACAACACUCUCCGGAAAAGAAGAUGGAAUAGUGACAGGGGGUGUCACCGAAAAAUGGACCAUGCCACAAGAAGAACAAGAGUUCCUACCAGUGGAAAAGGACAAGAAUCAUUCGAAGGAACCUCUACACCGACACAUCCGCCGUUUCCGGAUGCAUGAAUGA